This is a messenger RNA of Ctenocephalides felis (cat flea), 957 nucleotides long. RefSeq names its product ganglioside-induced differentiation-associated protein 1-like. The transcript has 5 exons. Gene Ontology annotation, biological process: mitochondrial fission; mitochondrial fusion. The coding region runs from base 1 to 957 and encodes 318 amino acids. Gene Ontology annotation, cellular component: mitochondrial outer membrane. Lineage: Eukaryota; Metazoa; Arthropoda; Insecta; Siphonaptera; Pulicidae. The record is from RefSeq and is a predicted model, not a curated record.
AUGUCAGCGCAAGAUCAACUAUUCAGUGAUGAAUUGAUACUAUAUCAUCACAGAUAUAGUUAUUAUUCUCAAAAGGUUCUUCUAGCCCUUCAUGAAAAAGGGCUACCAUUUGUAUCAAAACCUGUGGAUAUGGCUCGUGGUGAUCAGUACAAACCAUGGUUUUUAAAACUUAGUCCUAAAGGAGAAGUCCCGAUUUUAGUUUAUAAAGGACAAGUGACUUCUGGGUCAGUGAGAAUUUUAAAUCAGCUUGAAAAUAUUGGUGCAGGAAAAGAUAAAAUUCAAACUCUUUUACCAAAGGAUUCAGAAGCAUAUGAAACAAUUCAACAUUUUCGCCAUUUAAUCGAUUUAGUCCCAGUAGGAGCUGUGACUAUGGCUUCCUUUUUACAUAGAGAUUAUAUUAUAGACGCCAAACCUCCAUUUAAUGAGCGAGUGAGAGAUUUACUUCUAAACGCUGCAGGAAAUUCAAGCAGCGCCUUGCGAGAGCGCGCACGAAACGUGGAUGAGCAGGAAUCCUCCUUAUUAUUGAAAAAGGCAGAAGCGCAGGAGCGGAUGAGAGCAAAAUUAGGAACGCCUGAACAAUUCGAAGCACUUCUGAAACAAAUUGAUCUCGUACUGCAACAAAUUGAACAUCAACUUGCUGUUAACAUAGGUAUAAAUGAAUUGCUGUGUAGCAAAACUUUCACUCUGGCUGAUGUUAGUUUAACGAUACUGCUGCACCGUCUGGACGCAUUAGGAUUGGGGCAUAGAUUCUGGUCAACAGAUUUGAAGCCAAAUUUAAACGCCUAUUAUCAGAAGGUUCAAUCUCGCGAAGGAUUUAAAAGAACUGUUCCAGAUAUGAAGUAUCAUCUAUCAGCAGUUGCGCACAAUGCUCCCACGUAUAUGUUGGCAGGCUUUGGAAUAUCCGUUACUGCGCUUGCAGUUCUUACCAGUCUGUCGGUUUACAAAGUGAUGCAAUGA